AGGUCCUGCCGUAUGAUCCCUAUGUACAGGGGAUCCUACAGAAUGAGGAUCUACGAGAGGGAGAACUUCAUGGGUCAGAUGUACGAGAUGAUGGAUGAUUGUGACAGCACCAUGGACCGUUAUCGCAUGUCUCACUGCCAGUCCUGUCAUGUGAUGGACGGCCACUGGCUCUUCUAUGAGCAGCCCCACUACAAAGGCAGAAUGUGGUACUUCAGGCCCGGAGAGUACAGGAGCUUCAGCAAUAUGGGUGGCAUGAGAUUCAUGAGCAUGAGGCGUAUCAUGGAUUCUUGUUACUAGUGUUCCAGUGUUUCAAUAAAAUU
Sinocyclocheilus rhinocerous is the source of this 320-nucleotide messenger RNA. RefSeq names its product gamma-crystallin M2-like. Gene Ontology annotation, biological process: lens development in camera-type eye; visual perception. Bases 13 to 297 code for a protein of 94 amino acids. The record is from RefSeq and is a predicted model, not a curated record. Gene Ontology annotation, molecular function: structural constituent of eye lens. NCBI's taxonomy places the organism in Eukaryota, Metazoa, Chordata, Actinopteri, Cypriniformes, Cyprinidae. The transcript is spliced from 2 exons.